AUGGCCAACCUAUGGCACGAUGGUCCACAUGCCCGACGGCGGUCGAAGCGUGUCUUCAUAGGUGUUGGGUUGAUGGUAAUUGCCUGUUUUGCUUUAUUCUUUGUGGUUCUCUUGAGGCAAUCAGGUGUUUUGCUGGAACCAAAUGCGUGGUUAUCUGCAACAUUAGGUUUUGGUGCCUCGAAGUCGGAACAUCUCGACGAUGCGUUUGCUUUACAUCCGGAGGAACACAUCUUUCGGGCGCCGCGAACAAUUCAAUUACACUGGAAUGUUACGAAAGAAAAGCAAAGACCAGACGGGGUGCUCAAAGAGGUUUACCUUAUCAAUGGUCAAUUUCCAGGGCCAACGAUAGAAGCAAGAUCGGGAGACACCAUCAAAGUUACAGUUGUCAAUGGAAUCGCAAACGAUACCGACAGUGGCCUUGCCAUUCACUGGCACGGCAUGAUCAUGAAAGGCUUCAACGAAAUGGACGGAGUUGUAGGCAUAACCCAAUGCACAAUCGACUCAGGCGCAACAUUCACCUACAUGUUUACCAUUCACAAAGAGCAGCACGGCACAUUUUGGUACCACGCACACUCUGCCGUCAAACGAGCAGAUGGCUUAUACGGCGGCCUCGUAGUGCACAAGCCAGUGGACGGCAAAAACGCUCAGCCCGACUCAUCCAUAUAUGAAUACGACAGUGAGAAAUUGUUGCUCAUCGGCGACUGGUAUCAUUCAACUGCGGACGUAGUAUUAGCUAGAUACAAAAGCUUUCGAAACUAUGCCUACGAGGUCAGUCAUCUCCCAUUUUCUGCCUGGGACGUCUAUCUAAUUGAGCCAAAAUCACAGCCUGCGCCAGAUUCCUUGUUAAUCAAUGGAGUCGGCUCUUAUAACUGCACCAAUGCACGUCCAGGACGACCGGUGGACUGCAAAGAGACAGACGCACCCACGUUUCAUGUUUCUGGUGACAAGGCGGUUAGAUUGCGGGUGGUUAAUACAGGAGCAUCAGCUGGCUAUUCGUUGGAACUUGAGAAGGCAAGCUUACGACUCAUCACCGUGGAUGGCGGUAGCACCGUGUCAAACUCUACGCCUCAGACUUCAGCAAUUGGUAUUCUUUAUCCCGGUCAACGGAUGGAUCUGCUAUUGCUUCCGGAGGGAGCUUCCAAGACUAGAAGGCAAUCGACUAAUGCCAUUAUCAGGGUUAUACUUGAUCUAGAACUCAUGCCAAUGAUGAAUCCGGCCCUCACCCGAAUACAAUCAUUCCCGUUACAGUGGACGCACUCCUCAACAGAGCAUAAGCGAAGCAAAGCCCGUGACAAAGUCAAAAUCUACAACAUGGCAAAAGCUGAAGGGUCCAUCAUCCCCGAAACCUCACCUCUUCACAAACAACCCGCCGAAACAGCCCUCCUCUACACAAGCCUCGGCAUCAAUUCCUACAAAAACGACGAACCAUGGGGCGAGCUCAACCGCACGUCAUGGGUGUGGAAAGAUCCCAAAGCCAAGCCCCUUCUGGCCAUGGACAAAAAGACAUGGGAAACGGGCACAGAGCAGGCAAACCAUCUUCGAACCUUUCGUGUGCCGCGAUAUGAAGCCGGUGAGGACCGGUGGCUAGACUUGGUGGUGAAUAAUAUUGAUGACAAGGGACAUCCGUUUCACUUGCAUGGCUACGAGUUCUACGUGAUUACCUCACAGCAAGACGAGUUGGGAAGGGCGUAUAAUCCGUUUGAAGGGGAACUGGACGCCAAGCUAGUGAAUACGAAAACGGCCCUGAAGAGAGAUACCGUGUAUAUCAAGCGACGAGGGUAUGUGGUCUUGCGAUUUCCGCUGCAUAAUGCUGGAUUGUGGCUCAUGCAUUGUCAUGUGCUUUGGCACCAGGCCGUGGGGAUGGGCGUGGUGUUGCAGGUUGGUGAUGUGUCGGGGGAGACGGCGCGGAAGGCUAUGCAGUCUUGUUCGUAG
Molecule: messenger RNA, 1932 nt
Organism: Pochonia chlamydosporia 170
Lineage: Eukaryota; Fungi; Ascomycota; Sordariomycetes; Hypocreales; Clavicipitaceae
Product: ferro-O2-oxidoreductase
Exons: 5
Coding region: 1-1932 (643 amino acids)
Molecular function (GO): oxidoreductase activity; copper ion binding
Source: RefSeq, a predicted model, not a curated record